UCAAAAUUGUUUUUGAUUUUGUAAAUAAAUAAAUUUUAAAUCGCGUUUUAAAUAUAAUAAUUAAAGUGUAAUUAAAGUUUUAUUGUUUUUGUGAAAGAAAUAUUAAAUAAUUUCUUUUUUUAUUAUCAUGCGAAGAAAAAUAAAAAACAUUUUACGAAAAUGUUUAUAAAAAUGAUAUAAAAGAUUUAAAUUAUAAUUGUUAGAAAUUUGUAUUAUUGUUUUAAGUGAGAAAAAAUACAAUUAAAAAUGAAUAAAGAAGUGUUAAAUAUCGAAGGCGCAACUAAAAAAUCACAAAGAGAAACAUUAACUCCUUAUAAAAUAGCAAUUGUUAUGUUUGUUAAUAUUUAUUGCGAUGAAAAUGGAAAAGAAAUUCUAGAAAGGCGAGAUUUUUGCAUAGCUGCUUUAAAAUUAAUUCAGUCACCAGAUAUGGAUUUGCGUCCACUAUUUAAUUAUCUUUAUUCAUCAGAAUUUGUUCUUCAACAAUUUACACAAAAUCUUGAGAAUGAAUUGAAAUUAUUGUGCGAUAAUGGAGUAAUGGGUUUAUUGGAUCUUUUUGAAAAUCUUGGCAAAUUAACAAAAUCAAAUACCGAACAUUCAUUGUCACAGCCAUUAUUGAAUAAAAAUUCUGUUCUUGGAUUAUAUGUACGUCGAAUUAUUAUUUUAUUCGAAAGAUUGACAUUCUAUCAAAUUGUCUUACUUUAUGAAUCAUUAAAGGAUUAUAUAAAAAGCAGUAUUAAUGAUGAUGCCGAAAAUUCGGUGGGUUUAAAAACUGAUGAAUCAUUUUCUCGUAAAAAUAAACAUAUUUGGGGUGGAAGACAAGCAGAAUUACUUGUUGCACAACAAGCUCAUGCUUUACAAACAGAUGAACAUAAAGCCCUUCCACCAGCUGAACUUCAAGCUCUUGUUCGAGAAUUAUUAACUUGCAGUCCUUAUUACGCGGAAGCUCACUAUUUGAGUUAUCUUAAUUGUUUACGAGUCAAUGAAUAUUGUGGCGCUUUGGAAAGUCUUUAUCAUUGUUUUGAUAGACUAGCACCUUUGGAAAAUCGUUCAACAUCAGAAGAUAGAUCUCGAACUUUUAGAUACGCGGCUUUGAAUCUUGCAGCACUUCAUGCGCAAUUCAAUAAUAAAGAUGUUGCGCGUUCAGCAUUGAAAGAAGCAAUUAUGACGGCUCAAGAAGCUGGUGACAAUGUUUGUCUUCAACUUGCUCACGCUUGGAUGUAUCAUUUAACAGAUGAAAAAAAAGGUCCACUAAUUGAAAGAUCUGUUGGUAAAGCUUGUAUGUUAGGAAUUUCACAUACAAUAAGUUUGGGUCUAAUUGCAUCGGCACAUAAUUCAGCAAUGGAGGGAGAUAAUCCUCAACAUAUUUUUGAGACUCUCAUGAAAUCGGAUAUUGUCAAUUGUCAACAUUCAAUGAUUGAUCUUAUGUCAAUGACCUUAACGGAAAAAGCCGCAUUGUGGGCAUAUUAUGGAAAAACUGAAAUGUCCUCAAUAUGUUCGCAACUUUUACUUUUACACAAUACAGGAGAAAAGAAACAACAAAUAUUUAAUGGUCCAUCAACGUGUCAAGCUGUUGUUAAUAUUGCUAAUAUUCUUGUUGAAUUUGGUGAAUAUAAUUUAGCCAGUGUUGUAUUAGAUCAUGCCAAAGAAAGAUUUCCCAAUGAGCCCAGUAACAAGGUUUGGAAAUUAAGUGAACAACUUUAUGAAUUUAAUCAAUUGUUAAAAAGUGAAAAAUGGCGAGAAGCAGAAGCGAUAGCGACACAAAUUGUGAGUUUAGAUCCAUUGGAAAGUAAAUUUAGACAAGUCGAGGUUUGUUUAGCAAAAGGCGAUUAUCCAAUUGGAUUGGAAAUUGUAAAUAGUAUAGAAAAUAUGAAAGGUGUAACGCCACAAAAUCAAGUUCGAGCAAUGCUUCUUUCUAGUCAAAUAACUUGCGCUUCGAUACAUUUGGGAUCAAGUAUUGCUGGUUGCAAUUCAAUUGUCCUUUUAAAUACCGCUCUUGAAAUCGCUACGAAAAAUCAUUUAUCAUACUAUGCGGCACUUAUAAAAAUGCAUUUAGCAAAUAUACAGCUUUUAAUGGGUAUGCCUUAUCAAGCAUCGAAAUUGGUUGAUGAAGCAAUUGUACAAAUCCUUACACAUGGUGGUUUUUAUGAUCAAGGAAGAGCAUUAGUUUUACGUGCAAAAUGUUUGGUAGCCACAUCGCCGCCUUCAAGUCAAAAGCACAAUGCAGCAAUUUUAAAUGCAAUUAAAUCAUUGCUAAAAGCAAAAAUACAUUUUCGUAAAAUUGAAGCCUACGGUCGUGUUAAAAGUACAUUGUAUUUGCUAUCAAUUUUUUACAAUGAACUCGAUAUGAAAAAAGAAAGAAAUCAAUGUGCUUUUGAAUUUCGUCAACUUGAUGAACAAUAUUCCGCAAAAUUGAAUACAAUCUCUUUGUAUUGAUUUUUUUUUUGUAUUUUAAACUGUACAUAUAUUUUUAAUU
Leptopilina boulardi is the source of this 2473-nucleotide messenger RNA. RefSeq names its product anaphase-promoting complex subunit 5 (gene ida). Gene Ontology annotation, cellular component: anaphase-promoting complex. Gene Ontology annotation, molecular function: protein binding. Gene Ontology annotation, biological process: protein K11-linked ubiquitination; positive regulation of mitotic metaphase/anaphase transition; anaphase-promoting complex-dependent catabolic process. The transcript has 11 exons. The record is from RefSeq and is a predicted model, not a curated record. NCBI's taxonomy places the organism in Eukaryota, Metazoa, Arthropoda, Insecta, Hymenoptera, Figitidae. Bases 247 to 2433 code for a protein of 728 amino acids.